Molecule: messenger RNA, 1945 nt
Organism: Ictidomys tridecemlineatus (thirteen-lined ground squirrel)
Lineage: Eukaryota; Metazoa; Chordata; Mammalia; Rodentia; Sciuridae
Source: RefSeq, a predicted model, not a curated record
AUGUCUGUUACACACUUUACAAUAACAGAUGAGGAAGUGGCCUUACAUCUCAGCACUGAGAGGGAGAAAACUGUAAGACAUAUCGAUUAUUUUUCAUCACCAAACUCUGUGAAAAAAAUUCAGGUUGGAAUCUGCUUGCUUCUGGUGGAGCUGUGUGAGAGAUUCACCUUCUUUGAAGUCGUCUGCAACAUGAUCCCCUUUUGCACCGUCAAACUGGGCUACCACAAUUACCAGGCAGCCAUUUUGAACUUGUGUUUUAUUGGAACUUCAAUACUUACUCCUGUGCUUGUGGGGUGGCUGGCUGACAUCUUCCUAGGAAGAAAUAAACUGGUGUAUAUCUGCUUAUUUCUACAUUUCCUAGGCACUGCCUUGUUAUCUGGGGUUGCUUUCCCCUCAGAAGAUUCCUACAUAGGCUCUUACCAUGUGAUUAACCACAUACCCACCAAGGAGCAGAACAGGCUGUUUCACGUAGCACUGCUAGCCAUCUCCCUUGGCACCGGAGGAAUCAGAGCCAUUGUCUGUCCACAGGCUGCUUAUGGUCUUCAGGAACACAAAUCAAAGAAACGAACAUCUCUUUUUAACUGCUGCGAGACCUUUAAUGAGAUGUGUCAUUGCAUCCGUACCACCCAACGCUUCCCCGCGAUCAUGUUAAGCAGCCUAGACUGGAAGUCUCAGGCACUGAAGGCACCACUUCCGAGUAAGGCUGCCAAAUGUUGCUCCCUCCUGGCAACAUUUGGGGUGUUUGUUAAUGCACUGAAAACAUGCUGCCUGCAGUAUUUUCAUCUUGGUAGAGAUGUGACAGACUGGUUAGACCAUGCCAAGGAAAAAAAUGGCGGCCACUACAGUGAGCUCCUCGUGGAAGACACAAAACCUUUCUUCGCCCUUCUCCCUCUCUUCAUUUUUCAACUAAUAUACAGAGUGUGCAUUAUGCAGAUUCCUUCGGCAUAUUAUCUGCAGACCAUGAAUUCCAACCUGAAUCUGGAUGGAUUUCUUCUGCCAAUUGCAGUAAUGAAUGCCAUCAGCAGCCUACCAUUAUUAGUUCUGGCUCCUUUUAUGGAGUACUUCAGCACCUGCCUGUUUCCCUCUAAGAGAGAUGGACCAUUUCUGUCAGCAUGCAUUAUUGCUGGAAAUCUUUCUGCUGCGUUGUCUGUGAUGGUAGCUGGCUUCUCUGAAAUACGCAGAAAACACUUUCCACUGCUGGAACAGCCUCUUUUAGGCCAAGUUCUGCCUGUCUCCUCCAUGCCCUGUUUCCACCUGGUUCUUCAGUACGUUUUACUUGGAGUGGCUGAAACUCUGGUAAACCCUGCCCUCUCCAUAAUAGCACACAGAUUUGUUCCAAGAACCGUCCGAGGAACUUCUAUGAAUUUUUUGACACUGUUCAAUGGAUUUGGUUGUUUCACAGGGGCACUGCUGGUGGAGUUGGUUUAUCUCAUCUCAGAAGGCAAUUGGUUUCCAAACACAUUAAACAAAGGCAAUUUAGAAAGCUUCUUCUUCUUGCUGGCAUCAUUAACAUUGUUGAACGUCCUGGGAUUCUGGAGUGUUUCGCAAAGAUAUUGUAAUCUAAAUCAUUUUAAUGCCCAGAACAUCAGUGGAAGUAAUCUUGAAGAAACACUUCUCCUCCAUGAAAAGUCUCUGAAAUUUUAUGGCAGCACACAGGAAAUUUCUUCAAGUAUUGAUCUUUGGGAGACAGCCCUAUGAAACUGUAUUUGACUCUACCUGUCUUAUGAACACAGUAUUUGUUGUUUUUUUCUUCAGUUGAACAUUUGUAUGCAUUUUAGUAUGAGAGAUAAUAUGUAGGAGAACAAAUCUAUGAAUAUUACCUGUGUACUUUAUUUAAAAAACAAUUAUGAUCCUUCUAGAAGUUAACCAGUAUGCUCGUGCAUUAACAUGCUAUGCAUUAAUAUUAAUAAAGUAAUUUCAAAGUAUAGAUAAUUCCUCUCAUCAG